Molecule: messenger RNA, 1558 nt
Organism: Hypomesus transpacificus
Lineage: Eukaryota; Metazoa; Chordata; Actinopteri; Osmeriformes; Osmeridae
Gene: cers6
Product: ceramide synthase 6
Exons: 11
Coding region: 190-1386 (398 amino acids)
Biological process (GO): ceramide biosynthetic process
Cellular component (GO): membrane
Molecular function (GO): DNA binding; sphingosine N-acyltransferase activity
Source: RefSeq, a predicted model, not a curated record
CUUCACAACGAUGGAAAUAGCGAAGGGGAAAAAAGAGACGGUCGGGCGGUAGUAGGCUACAGUGAUCCUAUCCGAGACCAAAACCUGCAGAGAUCGACUGUGAAAUAUCGCAGCGGCUGCGUAACAGGCCAUUGAUAGCAUUCAUCCUGGAUAUUGGUACAGGGGACAAAGGCUCUGGAUUAAAAGGAGAUGGCAGGUAUUUUGGCGUGGUUUUGGAACGAAAGAUUUUGGCUUCCUCACAAUGUAACGUGGGCUGAUUUAAAAAACACUGACGAAGCAACGUUCCCACAAGCCGAGGAUCUUUAUCUGGCGUGUCCUUUAGCAUUUUGCAUCUUUAUGAUACGGCUGGUGUUCGAAAGGUUUAUUGCUAGACCAUGUGCCUUGGGUCUAAAGAUACAAGCCAAUGGACCACUGAAAGCCCAGCCCAAUGCUAUCUUGGAGAAGGUUUUUACUGCAAUUACUAAGCACCCAGAUGAGAAGAGGUUGGAGGGCUUGUCCAAACAGCUGGACUGGAAUGUCCGCACUAUCCAGCGCUGGUUCAGGCAGCGCCGCAACCAGGAGAAGCCCAGCACCCUGGCUCGCUUCUGCGAGAGCAUGUGGAGGUUUUCGUUUUACCUGUACAUAUUUACCUAUGGAGUUCGUUUUCUUAAAAAGACACCGUGGCUGUGGAACACCAGAGAGUGCUGGUACAACUACCCUUACCAGCCACUGUCUGUGGAUGUUCACUACUACUAUAUACUGGAGCUGUCCUUCUACCUGUCUCUGCUCUUCUCCCAGUUUACGGACUUCAAGAGGAAGGACUUCCUGCUCAUGUUCCUUCACCACCUGGCGACCAUCUCCCUCAUCACCUUCUCCUACGUCAACAACAUGGCGCGCGUGGGCACGCUGGUCAUGUGCGUCCACGACGCCGCUGACGUGCUGAUGGAGGCAGCUAAGAUGGCCAACUACGCCAAGUGCCAAACUCUCUGCAACCUGCUGUUUGCCAUGUUCGCGAUUCUGUUCAUCAGCUCCAGACUGGGUGUUUAUCCUGUGUGGAUUUUAAACACAACCUUGUUUGAGAGCUGGGAGAUCGUGGGGCCGUACCCGUCCUGGUGGGUGUUCAACCUGCUGCUCACCCUACUGCAGCUGCUGCACAGCCUCUGGGCCUACCUCAUCGUGAAGGCAGCCUGGAGAGCCAUCUCCAGGGGGAAGGCAGGGAAGUGGAACCCUUUACAUGUGUCCAAGGACGACCGCAGCGACAUCGAGUCGAGCUCCGACGAGGACGACACGCCCCCGGCCAAUCGGAAGCCCCACAGCAGCAGCAGCAGCAGCACCAAUGGGACGAGCAGCAGAGCCCACGGCACCAACGGCUACCUGACAGGAGGGCCCUGUCCAGACGAACACUGACCACCCCCACGGGACAUUACAGCAUCACUGGCACCAAGCUGCAGACAUCCAGUCAUAGAUCUGUCUGUGUGUGUAUGUGUGUGUGUGUGCGUGCGUGCGUGUAACAGGGGGAGAGACUUGAACAACAUUGCUUGUCUGGUACUGGAAGUUCUUAAUAGAAUAUUUGAAGGCA